CUAAAGACCUUUGGGGACGCUGUUUCUUGUAAAUGUCAACUACUUCCGCGGGAAAGAACGCGCAGGCACUUGGCCGUGUGGGCACUCACUUGCCCCGGAAGUAGUGUUGCGUUAGCGCCUCACCUUCCGGGGCGGAUUGUCUGUCGUUGCAGUAGCGGUAGGAAGGGGAGGCCAUUUUCCGUUUCUGGGAGGAGUGCGGGGCAACGGGUCGGAGAAAAAGGUAAAAAGAAGGGCUCAGCGCCUCCCCGCCGGGCCGUCGACAGAGGGGCACAGUUUCGGCAGGCGGGUGAGGUCGCUGAGGGCCCGCAGGAGAUGUUUUCCUUGUCGAGCACGGUGCAACCCCAGGUUACAGUUCCUCUGAGUCAUCUCAUCAAUGCCUUCCAUACACCAAAAAACACUUCUGUUUCUCUCAGUGGAGUGUCAGUUUCUCAAAAACAGCAUCGAGAUGUAGUUCCUGAGCAUGAGGCUCCCAGCAGUGAGCCUUUGCUUAACUUAAGAGACCUUGGAUUAUCUGAAUUAAAAAUUGGACAGAUUGAUCAGCUGGUAGAAAAUCUACUUCCUGGAUUUUGUAAAGGCAAAAACAUUUCUUCCCAUUGGCAUACGUCCCAUGUCUCUGCACAGUCCUUCUUUGAAAAUAAAUAUGGUAACUUAGAUAUAUUUAGUACGUUACGUUCCUCUUGCUUGUAUCGAAAACAACAUUCAAGAGCUCUUCAAAACAUUUGUUCAGAUCUUCAGUACUGGCCAGUUUUCAUACAGUCUCGGGGUUUUAAAACUUUGAAAUCAAGGACACGACGUCUCCAGUCCACCUCCGAAAGAUUAGCUGAAACACAGAAUAUAGCGCCAUCAUUCGUGAAGGGGUUUCUUUUGCGGGACAGAGGAUCAGAUGUUGAGAGUUUGGACAAACUCAUGAAAACCAAAAACAUACCUGAAGCUCACCAAGAUGCAUUUAAAACUGGUUUUGCGGAAGGUUUUCUGAAAGCUCAAGCACUCACACAAAAAACCAAUGAUUCCCUAAGGCGAACCCGUCUGAUUCUCUUCAUUCUGCUGCUAUUCGGCAUUUAUGGACUUUUAAAAAAUCCAUUUUUAUCUGUCCGCUUCCGGACGACAACAGGGCUUGAUUCUGCAGUAGAUCCUGUCCAGAUGAAAAAUGUCACCUUUGAACAUGUUAAAGGCGUGGAGGAGGCUAAACAAGAAUUACAGGAAGUUGUUGAAUUCUUGAAAAACCCACAAAAAUUUACUAUUCUUGGAGGUAAACUUCCAAAAGGAAUUCUUUUAGUUGGACCCCCAGGGACUGGAAAGACACUGCUUGCCCGAGCUGUAGCAGGAGAAGCUGACGUUCCUUUUUAUUAUGCUUCUGGAUCCGAAUUUGAUGAGAUGUUUGUGGGUGUGGGAGCCAGCCGUAUCAGAAAUCUUUUUAGGGAAGCAAAAGCGAAUGCUCCUUGUGUUAUAUUUAUUGAUGAAUUAGAUUCUGUUGGUGGGAAGAGAAUUGAAUCUCCAAUGCAUCCAUAUUCAAGGCAGACCAUAAAUCAACUUCUUGCUGAAAUGGAUGGUUUUAAACCCAAUGAAGGAGUUAUUAUAAUAGGAGCCACAAACUUCCCAGAGGCAUUAGAUAAUGCCUUAAUACGUCCUGGUCGUUUUGACAUGCAAGUUACAGUUCCAAGGCCAGAUGUAAAAGGUCGAACAGAAAUUUUGAAAUGGUAUCUCAAUAAAAUAAAGUUUGAUCAAUCCGUUGAUCCAGAAAUUAUAGCUCGAGGUACUGUUGGCUUUUCUGGAGCAGAGUUGGAGAAUCUUGUGAACCAGGCUGCAUUAAAAGCAGCUGUUGAUGGAAAAGAAAUGGUUACCAUGAAGGAGCUGGAGUUUUCCAAAGACAAAAUUCUAAUGGGGCCUGAAAGAAGAAGUGUGGAAAUUGAUAACAAAAACAAAACCAUCACAGCAUAUCAUGAAUCUGGUCAUGCCAUUAUUGCAUAUUACACAAAAGAUGCAAUGCCUAUCAACAAAGCUACAAUCAUGCCCCGGGGACCAACACUUGGACACGUGUCCCUGUUACCUGAGAAUGACAGAUGGAAUGAAACUAGAGCCCAGCUGCUUGCACAAAUGGAUGUUAGUAUGGGAGGAAGAGUGGCAGAGGAGCUUAUAUUUGGAACUGACCAUAUUACAACAGGUGCUUCCAGUGAUUUUGAUAAUGCCACUAAAAUAGCAAAGCGGAUGGUUACCAAAUUUGGAAUGAGUGAAAAGCUUGGAGUUAUGACCUACAGUGAUACAGGGAAACUAAGUCCAGAAACCCAAUCUGCCAUUGAACAAGAAAUAAGAAUCCUUCUAAGGGACUCAUAUGAACGAGCAAAACAUAUCUUGAAAACUCAUGCAAAGGAGCAUAAGAAUCUUGCAGAAGCUUUAUUGACCUAUGAGACUUUGGAUGCCAAAGAGAUUCAAAUUGUUCUUGAGGGGAAAAAGUUGGAAGUGAGAUGAUAACUCUCUUGAUAUGGAUGCUUGCUGGUUUUACUGCAAGAAUAUAAGUAGCAUUGCAGUAGUCUACUUUUGCAACACUUUCCCCUCAUUCUUGACGUGGUGUAAUUGAAGGGUGUGAAAUGCUUUGUCAAUCAUUUGUCACAUUUAUCCAGUUUUGGUUAUUCUCAUUAUGACACCUAAUGCAAAUUAGCAUCCCAUGGCAAAUAUAUUUUGAAAAAAUAAAGAACUAUCAGGAUUUAAAACA
Messenger RNA from Chlorocebus sabaeus (green monkey), 2710 nucleotides. It is a transcript of the gene YME1L1, whose product is annotated as YME1 like 1 ATPase. The record is from RefSeq and is a predicted model, not a curated record. Gene Ontology annotation, cellular component: mitochondrial inner membrane. Lineage: Eukaryota; Metazoa; Chordata; Mammalia; Primates; Cercopithecidae. Gene Ontology annotation, molecular function: ATP hydrolysis activity; metalloendopeptidase activity; ATP-dependent peptidase activity. Gene Ontology annotation, biological process: mitochondrion organization; protein quality control for misfolded or incompletely synthesized proteins.